UAAAUGUACUUAGUUACUUUCCACAGCUGCAAACAGUAAAUCAACCAUGUUUUUUUUAGAUCUGGAAUUAUGUAGAUUAUUAUUAAUUAUAGAUUAACACCUCAUACUUUGCACAUAGUCGAACAACUAAAAGCUGUUAUUAGUUCAACAAUGCAAUGUUGAGCAUUAUAACCAUCAGUUUUUUUUGUCAAGGUGGUGCACCUGCUCACAUCAGCUCCUCCUCCACCACCACCACCACCACCACCCCCCCCCCCCCCCCCGCUCCAGCAUGACUACACUACCCAGAGCGCACCGCGCUGCUCUCCACUCUCUCUCCGCUCUCCGCUGCGCCAGCAGUAGUCCGCCUCACUGACUGACUCGCAGAACCAGUUGGUUUGGCCCAGCAGCUUCUUCUUCUUCUUCGCCUCUGCCUCCUCACUGUGUGUGCUGCUGCUGCUGUUGUUGCCUGCUGGUGUCAACCUACGCCGACGAGAGAAGAAGAAGACACAGCCCUCCCUCUCGUCUGCUUCCAAUUUGCCUUCACUUUGCUCCUCGCCGGCUCCAUUGGUUUCCUUGCCGUGCCAGUCAACUCGCUCUCUCCUUGUUCCAGCCCCGAGUUGAGCAGCAACAGCUCGGAAACAUCUGUCCGCCGCAGAGUGCUCGACUCCCCGUCACUCCCUCCUCCGUCCUCCGUCCCUCCGCCUGCUCGGCUCGGCUCGGCUCGGCUCGCCUCGGCAGCAGCCUCUUAUGGAAAUUAGUCCAAAGUCGAUCUAGUUUGUGUCUCCUGAAGGAAGAAGAGGAGGACCUGACGGAGGAAGACGUUGGACCGUGUUGUCUAGAGAGAGCAAGCGACGAAGAGAAAGAAAGAAAGAGAGAGAGAGAAAGAGAGAGGGAGAUACACAGCCAUUCCCAGCCAGAGAGCCCAGCUAUUCUGCUACAGUGGAGUUAAUCAAGUUGAUGCAUACUGCUGCAGGUUAUGAGGACGGCAAGAUGGAGUUCCCAGACCACAGCAGACAUUUACUCCAGUGUCUGAGCGAGCAGCGGCACCAGGGCUUCCUGUGUGACUCCACGGUGCUGGUGGGCGAUGCCCAGUUCCGGGCCCACCGCGCCGUGCUGGCCUCUUGCAGCAUGUACUUUCACCUCUUCUACAAGGACCAGCUGGACAAGAGAGACGUGGUGCACCUCAACAACGACAUUGUCACAGCCCCGGCCUUUUCCCUGCUCCUGGAGUUCAUGUAUGAGGGCAAGCUGCAGCUCCAGGACCUUCCUGUAGAGGAUGUGCUGGCAGCGGCCAGCUACUUGCACAUGUAUGACAUUGUCAAGGUGUGUAAGAAACGUUUGAAGCAGAAGGGCACGGCGGAGGCGGACAGCACGCGCAGAGAAGAGGACGGUGGGUCCAGCUGUUCCGAUAAGGCCGACAGUCUAUCAGACGGUUCUACAGGCCGGCCUGCGACAGCCGACUUGCUGCACAGUGAUGAAGAGGAGGAGGGGAAGGCCGAGGCAGGACCGCUGUGGCUGAGGCUGCCGUCUGCAGACAGGCCAGGGACGCCAGCCAUGGCUACGACCAGCCCAGGGCACGGCGAGGCAGAGAUGCAGGGUGGGGAAGGGCUGGCGGAGGGAGGGAAGCUGCUCUCUCCGGCCGGCAGCCCCACCAGCUCCACUGGAACCCUCUCGCAAAGGUCCCACCGCUCCGUGAGCUCUCGUGGAGGGCACAGGGGCAGGAGGGUCUCCAAUGAUGUGGUCGACUGCGUCCUGGACCUGUCGGUCAAGCCGAUUGCCGGUAGCAACCACAGUAACCACCACCAGUCCUAUUUCAGCGGGGCAGCUACACCAGACAGCCUCCAAAGCCCGUUGGCUGUGAGGGUGAAGGUGGAGAGGGGCGUGGCUUCAGACGAGGAAGAGGAACUGGGAGGUGGGGACUACGACAUGGAGCACAGCGGCAUCACCAAGGCGACGAUUGCCAGCACCAACGGGGGCCUGAGCCACCACGGGGUCGGGGGGCCCCUGUCGGCCCAGCGGAGGCUCGGCCUGGAAGCGCACCUGUCCGCUCUGCGAGAGGCCUCCCUGGCCUCGGAGCUGGAGCGGGACGAGAAGCCCUCGGCCACGGCAGACGACGAGGACAUACUGGCGAGUGAAAAUGAGCGCGCCCAGGCCGAGGUGGCCAGCAUGGAUAGCGCCCUGCUGCCCUACGUCUCCAACAUGCUGUCAGCUCAACACACCCAGAUCUUCAUGUGCCCGCUGUGUAACAAGGUAUUCCCCUCCCCGCACAUCCUCCAGCUCCACCUCAGCUCCCACUUCAGGGAGCAGGAGGGCAUCCGCUCCAAGCCCGCCGGAGAUGUCAACGUGCCCACCUGCACCAUCUGCAGCAAGACCUUCUCCUGCAUGUACACGCUGAAGCGCCACGAGCGGACACACUCCGGUGAGAAACCCUACACCUGCACCACCUGCGGCAAGAGCUUCCAAUACUCACACAACCUCAGCCGCCACGCAGUGGUGCACACGCGCGAGAAGCCGCACGCUUGCAAGUGGUGCGAGCGGCGCUUCACGCAGUCCGGGGACCUCUACCGACACAUCCGCAAGUUCCAUUGCGAACUUGUCAACUCGCUGUCAGUUAAGAGCGAACCGCUGGCGCUGCCCAAUGUCAGGGAUUGGGCGAUCGAGGACAGCUCCCAGGAACUGUGGAAGUAGAAACAGACUGCUGGGUUUGAUAAAGGGAAAGAGAGCGGAGAGCGGAAGAAGGGCAGAGAGGCAUGGGGAGGCGAAAGGGAGGUGGAAAAAAGUUUGAUAUUUGGGGUUCAAGUGAGUCGUGUUCUUGUGUGUCGCAAAAUCUCAUUCAAUUGCACUUUAAUAGCACAUGAAAAUGUUACUACUGAGUUUUUUUUGUUGUUGCUGUUUGGGGUAAUUUUGUUUUAUUCUAUUUUAUUCUGAACUCUUAUUUUUAUUUGGUUCCGUUUGGUGGUUUUUAUUGCGUCUAAGGACAUGGGUCCCAGUGAGAAUGUCUCGCCUUCUCGAAGAGUUUUCACUCCCGUUUGUGCUUCAUCUCAGACACAACACUCCGACGCUGGCCAGCGUAUCGGUCCCAGUCCCACAGACAGCAAACACCACUGCAGGAGUUCAGGUCGAACACACUGAAGUGAAAAAAAAGCAUUACAAUACACUAAACGGGUACUGUGAUCACCACACACACACAUACACACACAGUUUGAAGAAGUGUGUGUGUGUGUGCGUGUGUGCGAUACUGCACUACUCUGGCAAAAAAUUUCACCUGACGUGCGUGAGUGUGUAUGAGUGUGUUUUGUGUGUAUUAAUUUGAUUUUCUACUGGCAUAGAGGUGUCGUUGGCGAAGCGCUCCCCGCUGCUUCUCCUGUUAAGCUCUUUGGCGUUGUGUGUUCAGGGUAAAGCUGACUGACUGACAGACUAACUGAUGGCACUCAUGCAAUGCACAGCCUCCUUUUUUCACUUCCAAUCAAUUUGAAGUAUUUUCUAAAAAUGAAACAAAUUAUUAUAAUAAUUAUUAUUGUUAUGAAUAGAAUUUUUUUCUUAAAUCUAGCUGGCAGUCUUUAAAAACAUCUCUUGUUGAAAAGGUAUUUAAUUUAAGGUUGUUGUAUAUUGUUCUGCUAUAGUUUUAGAACUUAAAUCCGUUGCAUUUUUUUUGUUUUUAAAUUAAUGAUUAUUAUUAUUAUUAUUAUUAUUAUUAUUAUUAUUUUGUUACUUUUUUUGUAAUGGACCUGCUGUUGUUGCAUGACGUCCAAACCUGUAUAUUUUAAAAUAAAAAAUGUGAAUUUGCUGUAUUACUGUACACAUUGUAAUUGAUCAAAUAUUUGACAACAGGCUUUCCUUUUCUUUUCUUUGUGAAUACUACUCCAGGGUGCAGUCUGUUGAAAAACUGAAUAUUAUUCUCACGACUAUGGGGAAAAAAAUGCAUGAACAUUUGAUUUUGUCUUAAACCUUUAAGUUGUGGUUUUUGCAUCGGGGUGUGGGGGGGAGGGAGGGGAGAUGUUUGAACAUUUUGACAGUGAAAAGUUGGAUUUAUUUUCUACUCAUCGUAGGUCUGUCGCUGGGCUCCUAGAAGAAUGUUACCGAAUGUGUUUCCGUCGGAUGUUGAAGCGAUACGAUGAAGCAUUUUAAGCCUGUGUGUAUAUGCACUGAUCUCUCUGCUGCGUGUGCGUGUGUGUGUGUGUGUGUGUGUGUGUGUGUGUGUGUUUGUGCGUGUGUUUAUGAGCGUGUGGCUUGGUUAUUAUUACCAGUCAAUUUAACCUACUGAAGAUCUACGUCCACCCAGCACUUCCUCCUCCUCCUUCUGCUCCUCCUCAGGCGUUUCAAUUCCUCCACUGCUGUAUGUUUGUUCUCCACCUCUCAUGUCUCCGUCCUCUCCAGCUCUAGACGUGGUAAAACCAUUUCUUAAUUAUUUCUGCUCAUUGGGCACUUACUUCAGGUCUGUCGAGUGCAGUUAUGUGGCUCAAAUGUGAAGAAUAAUGGGGAGAGCGAGAGAGAGAGAGAGAGAAAAAAAAAAGGCUGAAACUGAGCUGUCCUGCUGAAAGUUGAAGGGUCAGAUAUGUUUGUCACGAGCUGAGCGGAGGCUGAUUCAGUACGAUAUCCCAGAUUAGACGCAGAGGCGCGAAUGUGAAGACGUCUGUUAUCUGUGCGUGUUUUCCUCUUAAAGCAUAAUCCUUACGUUGAGAUCGAUGGGAGACAAUUGGCAUGCCUGAAUGCACCUUUUUAAGCUAAAAGACAUGACAUUUUUUGCUGAAAAGAUGCCUUUAUUAUUAAAAAAACAAAAACAUUUCUGACGCUACGGAAGUAUCUGAUACUGUAGAGCAUUGGGAAAUUAACUCAUGUAUAAAUUCAUGGAAUUUAUCAGAAAAUGAUGUCUUAUUAUAUUUUGAUUAUGUGAUUGGAAAACUAAUUUUUUUUUGUAUGUGAAUGUUUGGGUUGGGGGCUACAUCAGUUUAAUAAUUUUUUUUUAAACGUCUGUAUCUCAAAUAUUUUUUUUGUUAGAAUUUCAAAAUAAUGGUCAAAGCGUUUAUACAAUCCAAAAACAUUUGACACAGAGAUACUAAAAAGUGAACGCUCCACAUCCCUCACUCAGAUGUGUGUGUAUGUGUGUGUGUGUGCACGCCCCCAUUGAUGUGCAUGUGGUGGGUGGGGUGGUUGUAUGUGUUGCCCUGUCAUCUGGUGGCACCUACAGGCUUUGCCAAGGCGACAGUGUGGGUGACAUUGCGGCAGUUUGCACCGCAUCGUCUGAUUUUUUUUUUUCCUCCUCAAAACGUUAUUUCUUCACUGGCAGCGUCUCUGCAUAUGGGCUCACUCCAUCCUGCUGUUGUUUUCAUCAUUACUGCUGUUUUUUUUUGUUCUGUUCCUCUGGUUGUACUUGACCGCCUUAAACUGCUGUAGUCCGGGCUGUUAUAUUUUAUUUUAUUUUGAAAGUGUGAGCGUGGGGUGGAGUUGUGGGAGCCGCUCAAGACGCUGUGAAGUAACCACCCCGACGAAACAUCUCCAUCUUUUGCUGUGCUUACUUGAAAACAAAAGGGGGGGGAGGGAUUUUUUUUAAAGCAAGGUAUAAAAAUAAAUUGUUCAAAUGUCAUAGACAGUUUAUGGAAAGGCAGACGGGGGAGGGUGGGGGUGAUGGGUGGGCGGGGGGGGCGUGAAGUGACUGAGUCUGUUUUUGAAAAAGGACAAUCACUGUCUGGGAAAAAAAAAACAAGCAGAUUUUGAUUCAGAUAUAUUUGCUCCCUCUUGAGAUUAAACAUUUUCUUUGCUUUUUCUUUUCCUUUUUCAGAUUUAGUCAUUUUUAGCUUUGACAAUCAUAGUUGGGUUGAUUUUUAUUUUUUUUUUCUCAAGGGGAGUAAAUUCUAAUUGUGUUUAGUUUUGUAAUUUUUUGGUGUGCUGUUGUUGACAUUUUUAAAUUGUGUGCAAACUGCAAUAAAUUAUAAGAAUCUUGAAAUUCAA
Messenger RNA from Sebastes umbrosus (honeycomb rockfish), 5928 nucleotides. RefSeq names its product zinc finger and BTB domain containing 18 (gene zbtb18). Gene Ontology annotation, cellular component: nucleus. NCBI's taxonomy places the organism in Eukaryota, Metazoa, Chordata, Actinopteri, Perciformes, Sebastidae. The transcript is spliced from 3 exons. The record is from RefSeq and is a predicted model, not a curated record. Gene Ontology annotation, molecular function: DNA-binding transcription factor activity, RNA polymerase II-specific; protein binding; RNA polymerase II cis-regulatory region sequence-specific DNA binding. Bases 937 to 2667 code for a protein of 576 amino acids. Gene Ontology annotation, biological process: regulation of transcription by RNA polymerase II.